This is a messenger RNA of Carica papaya (papaya), 1764 nucleotides long. NCBI's taxonomy places the organism in Eukaryota, Viridiplantae, Streptophyta, Magnoliopsida, Brassicales, Caricaceae. The record is from RefSeq and is a predicted model, not a curated record.
UCCUUAAUCCAAAAAGUUAACGUUUUUCUUCUUUUUCACUUCUCUGUGACGAGGUUGAAAUUUGAGAGCAGCGGCAGCGGUUCGGCGUCUCGUCUCUGCCUUCAAGGAAAUCUUCUUCCUUCAUCAUCGCGUUGCAUUUCUCCCUCGCUCGUCUAUUUGGAAGAGAGAGAGAGAGAGAGAGAGAGAGAGAGAGAGAGAGAGAGAGAGAGAGAGAGAGAGAGAGAGAGAGAGAGAGAGAGAGAGAGGAAUAGGUGAAAAAAUCAGAGUGAGCCAGGAAAUUGAGAAAAAUUUAGAGGCUGAAAAGAGUGAAGAGGAGAAAUCAAGGGGUUUUAGAGAUUCUAGAAUCAGAGAAUUAAGAGUGACCUUUAAAAGAGUCUGGAACAGAGAAAAAUCAAAAGCAGGAAGAAAGGAAGAAGACUUCUCAAAGUUAUUCACAGCAAAAGGGAGCUCUGAUUAUUUUUAGGUAAGGAUUCUGAUAGUUAUUAAUUCUGUAAUCAGUCAAAUACUUCCAUGUCUCCCAUGUCGUCAGGAAAAGACGCGGAUCCCUCUCUCGGCUACUUGACCCGAAAAGAAGAAGUUAAGCUGCCUCGUCCCACUCGGGUCAAGAACAAAACCCCAGCCCCUGUGCAAAUCACUGCUGAGCAGAUCCUCCGGGAGGCACGCGAGCGGCAGGAGGCAGAAAUCCGUCCUCCGAAGCAGAAGAUCACUGAUUCUACCGAGCUUGCUGAUUACCGGCUCCGGAAGCGAAAAGGGUUUGAGGACCAUAUCCGUCGCGCACGGUGGAGCACUAGCGUCUGGGUCAAGUACGCACAAUGGGAGGAGUCGCGGAAAGAUUUCAACCGCGCGCGUUCCGUCUGGGAGCGAGCCCUGGAGGUGGACUACCGAAACCAUAUCCUCUGGCUCAAGUACGCGGAGGUGGAGAUGAGGAACAAGUUCAUAAACCACGCUAGGAGUUGGGACAGGGCAGUAACAUUGCUUCCCAGAGUGGACCAGCUAUGGUACAAGUACAUACACAUGGAGGAGUUGCUGGGCAAUGUGGCUGGCGCAAGGCAGAUUUUCGAACGGUGGAUGAGUUGGUCCCCAGACCAACAAGGUUGGCUGUCGUACAUUAAGUUCGAGCUUCGCUACAACGAGGUGGAUCGUGCCAGAGGUAUUUUCGAGCGGUUCAUACAAUGCCAUCCCAAGAUUUCUGCAUGGGUGCGGUAUGCUAAGUUCGAGAUGAAGAACGGAGAGGUGGCCCGUGCAAGGAGUGUGUACGAACGUGCUGUGGAGAAGCUGGCAGAGGACGAGGAGGCAGAACAGUUGUUUGUGGGGUUCGCUGAAUUCGAGGAGAGGUGCAAGGAGGUUGAGAGGGCUAGGUGCAUUUACAAGUUUGCUUUGGAUCACAUUCCCAAAGGGAGAGCAGAGGAUCUGUAUAUGAAGUUUGUGACUUUCGAGAAGCAGUAUGGGGAUAAGGAGGGGAUUGAGGGCGCCAUUGAGGGUAAGAGGAGGUUUCAGUACGAGGACGAGGUGAGGAAGAAUCCUUUGAAUUAUGAUUCUUGGUUUGAUUAUAUUAGGUUGGAAGAAAGUGUGGGGGAUAAGGAAAGGAUCAGAGAAGUUUAUGAGAGGGCCAUUUCUAAUGUACCGCCUGCUGAGGAGAAGCAUUACUGGCAGAGAUAUAUUUACUUGUAGAUUAAUUACGCACUAUAUGAAGAGCUUGAUGCAGAAGAUGUGGAGCGCACAAGAGAUGUUUACAGGUAUCUAACUUAACUGAGAGUGUUUGUC